Messenger RNA from Callithrix jacchus (white-tufted-ear marmoset), 6712 nucleotides. RefSeq names its product CCR4-NOT transcription complex subunit 7 (gene CNOT7). NCBI's taxonomy places the organism in Eukaryota, Metazoa, Chordata, Mammalia, Primates, Cebidae. Gene Ontology annotation, molecular function: nucleic acid binding; poly(A)-specific ribonuclease activity. Gene Ontology annotation, cellular component: CCR4-NOT complex. The record is from RefSeq and is a predicted model, not a curated record.
AGACUCCUUUGUGCCCUCACUAUGCCAGCAGCAACUGUAGAUCAUAGCCAAAGAAUUUGUGAAGUUUGGGCUUGCAACUUGGAUGAAGAGAUGAAGAAAAUUCGUCAAGUUAUCCGAAAAUAUAAUUAUGUUGCUAUGGAUUUUGGUGUUGGGAAAAACCUUGUCUCAGAGAAGCAAUUGGAAAGUACAGGCAUUUUCCACUCUUUUAAACCAGUUCUUCAAGAAAUGUUUUAGCGUUGGAAUACUUUGAGCUUCUUUUCACCUAUCCUUUGGGAGAUACAAAUUUAUGAUUUUCCCCCCUUUCUUGGGUAUAGAGACACCGAAUUUCCGGGUGUAGUUGCAAGACCCAUUGGAGAAUUCAGAAGCAAUGCUGACUAUCAGUACCAACUACUGCGGUGUAAUGUAGACUUGUUAAAGAUAAUUCAGCUAGGACUGACAUUUAUGAAUGAACAAGGAGAAUACCCUCCAGGAACUUCAACAUGGCAGUUUAAUUUUAAAUUUAAUUUGACGGAGGACAUGUAUGCCCAGGACUCUAUAGAGCUGCUAACAACAUCUGGUAUCCAGUUUAAAAAACAUGAGGAAGAAGGAAUUGAGACCCAGUACUUCGCAGAACUUCUCAUGACUUCAGGAGUGGUCCUCUGUGAAGGGGUCAAAUGGUUGUCAUUUCAUAGCGGUUAUGACUUUGGCUAUUUAAUCAAAAUCCUGACCAACUCUAACUUGCCUGAAGAAGAACUUGACUUCUUUGAGAUCCUUAGAUUGUUUUUUCCUGUCAUUUAUGAUGUGAAGUACCUCAUGAAGAGCUGCAAAAAUCUCAAAGGUGGAUUACAGGAGGUGGCAGAACAGUUAGAGCUGGAACGGAUAGGACCACAACAUCAGGCAGGAUCUGAUUCAUUGCUCACAGGAAUGGCCUUUUUCAAAAUGAGAGAAAUGUUCUUUGAAGAUCAUAUUGAUGAUGCCAAAUAUUGUGGUCAUUUGUAUGGCCUUGGUUCUGGUUCAUCCUAUGUACAGAAUGGCACAGGGAAUGCAUAUGAAGAGGAAGCCAACAAGCAGUCAUGACAUGAAAUAGUCCUUUUAUUUUUAUUUCGAGCUACACACAUGCUUGUAUAUAGGUUUUAUCUCUGGUUGAAUCCCUUGAACAAUAGACAGUACCUUUCCCCUGCCCCUUUCGUGGCCCAUUUUAUUGUCUACCUUUCAGUACUAAGUAUGACCGUUCCUAUCUCAGAUCUUAAUAAAAAAAUGCAUUCAGGUUAAAUUUGGCCUUAAUAUACUUGUUAGCAAGCGUGUGUGACAGAGAGUGGGGAAAGCUACAUCACUGAAUAUUUUGAUAAACUUUACCUACUUGGGUUUAUUUUUUCCUUUUCCUAAAUUAACUAGCACUGACUGUAAUUUAUUUCCCUGUUUCAUGUCUCUCCCUUCCAUUCUGCAGGAGUUUUAGCUAUUUGAGAUUGUGGACCAUCAAUUUUGCACUUUAGAGAGUGAUUCUGACUCAAAACCUCUGUUUUAUCAGAAAUUUUGUUUUUUCUUCAUCUUAGCUGGAAAAAUGACCAUCUGCCAACUUUACACAGUAUUUACUUGGUUUUGACCCACAGACUGUAGCACAUUCAUUGUGCUGUCAGUUUAGCGAAACUAAAAAAGAUAAACUACUGAGGAGCUUAGUAACUGCUGUUUCUGUACGUAGUGUUUAAUCUUCCAAGCACAUCUAGUGUCUGUCAGUUUCUAAUUGGCAUGUGUAGGCUGCUCUGUGACUGAAGAAUUUUCAAACCAGCUUUACACCCUUCAGGAAGAAUCCCUUGUGAUUGGAUGUUUAGUAUCUGCCAGGAAAUUGGUACUCAAGAUGUUGAAGCUAGUUAUGAUAGCACACUUCCCUUGAUCUGCUUAUUUUUAUUCCGUCACUGUUUACCCUUUUUUUUAAAUUUUGUAGCCAUACUUAUGAUACUAUUGAUUUGUUGGUUACACAAAUCAAUUUUAUUAAAAUCCAAAGAUAAUAAGUCUUUAAGUAUAUUUUGUACCAAAUUAAAUUAGAAAACAAAAAUUGUGCUUGCUACAGAAGUAAAUAAUGGAGAGAUUUGGUACAAAACAACAAAAUAUAUAUAUAUAUAUAUAUAUAUAUAUAUAUGAGAAUAUAUAUAUAUAUAUAUAUAUAUAUAUAUAUCUAAUAAAAUUACCUGAGGAGUGUAAUGCUUGUUUAUUUUUUUGUGUAUAUCUUUGCAAUCUAUUUUAUAUAUAUUGACAAAAGAGACUGAAAUAUUUAGUCAUGCAGAAUAUGUGACCAGACCAGAGCAUGUGUAGCAAGACUUUUCAGUAAUCAUUAACUCUACCUUGAAAUGAUGGACUACGAGUUAUAAUGUGUGUUACCUACACUUACAAUCAGUAAUAUUAGCAAAUCUCCAAAUGUUACAUUGGUUUGUCUCCCUUGUACAUUCUUUAUUCAUGAUAUUACAGUGCUGUAACUGGGUGGUCCUUUUUAAACAAAACAUUAUUUGCAAAACAGAGGGUAUUAUUUGUUUUUAAACCUUUUGUAAAUAAAGGCUUCAAAAAUGUUUUCUUAUAAAUUUGAUGACUGGUGAUUUUGUUUUGGAAAUACACACUUUGUGGAUUUUUUUUUAUUUGGGCAACUCUUUCAGUAACUUCCUUCAUUAACCGUAGAUGAUUAUUAGUCCAUUAAUUGAAAAAUCAAUCUAACCUUUCUGCAUUUCAAAUAUUGGCUUAUUCUUGUUCUUUAUGAGUACCUCAACUAGCUAAUUAAGGACUGAUUUUUAUCUCUCCUUUCCAGGAAUGCAUUUAUUCUGAAGGAUAUACUUACCAAGUAAAUACAAUUGAUAUAACUGUGGCUUUAAAAAAAAAUCUAACACAGUGUAGCAAGUUUCUGGCUUUGUUUUGUCUUAGUUAAAAAUGAAGAUUCUUUUCACUUACGAUUUGCUAGUUUUUAUUGAGAAAAAUAACGUUUACAUUUUCUUCAACUAAUAUUUCAACUAUUCAUUGAGAAAUCAAUGCUGGAUUUGAAAUAGGAAUGAUAAAGAUUAUCUUUUUAGUAGCCACAUAAUUGCUCAUAACGUAGGUCAGUUCUGGCUUCUGUACCUAAAAAGUAUAGAUAGUCCCUAACUUACUAUCUUUCAACUUAAUGAUUUUUCAACUUUACAGUGGGUGUAUUGAGAGGUAACCCCAUCAAAAGUUUAGGAACUCCUUAGGACCUAUGAUGGGGUUACACAUUCUACUGAAUGUGUAUUGCUUUUGCACCAUUGCAAAGUCAAAAAUUUUAAGUUGAACCAUCGUAAAUUGGGGGACUGUAUGCUGCUGCCUGUGUUAAAUGCAUUUUGGUAUUUUUUCAGAUGUAACCUCAUUGUAAGUUGAGCACUUGUACAGUAUUUUGUAACUUCUGUAGAGGAACAUUAUGACUUACUGGGUCUAAAUUUUACUUUUUUAUUUUGUUCCAGAUAGGCCAAAUGUUUGUAGAGUCUAGGUUUUAGACAUAAAAUAUUUGGCUGAUAAUUUUUUUAGUGUUCCUGAGCCAUUAAUUACAGACUCAUAUCUUCUGUUAAAUCUACUAAAGCAAGCCAGAAUCAGCUUGUUGCUUGUUUUUAUAUGGCCCAUGAACUGAGAAUGGCUUUUUGUUUUAAAUCGUUGGGAAAAAUAAUCAAAAGAAUAUUUCCUGAUAUCUGAAAAUUACAUGAAAUUCAAAUUUUAGAGUCUAUAAGUUUUUAUUGGAGUGCAGCCACAGUCAUUUACAUAUUAUCUAUGGAUACAUUUUUGCUACAAUGGGAAAGAUGAGUAGCUGCUACAGAACCUGUUUAUGUCUGUCUCAUUGUUUCACAUUGCUGCUUGGCAAGCUACAGAAUCACAGUGAUGCAGGUAUGACCUGAAAGCAUUUGGAAUGCCCUGUAUAUUGCCACAUUUAUUACUUUUCCUACUACCAGGUCAUGCCCCGUAUCUCAGAACAAGGAAAGUACACUUUGAAUGUUAUGCAUUUAAGGCACACUGGAAUAUGGACUGUUUUAUUAUGUGGUGGUACAUUGUGUUUAUAAUGCAGUGACACCAUAACUGCUAAAAGAAUAGACUGACAGUAUCGGACUAACAUCAAAAUAUUCUCAAUUCAUGGGAAAGUAACAUAAGAAUUAGAAAAUUUGAAUGAAACAUCACAACAUAAUUUCACAAAAAUAAGAAAAAUGAGGCUGUAACUAAAAUGUUUAUAAGUGGUCAAGUUGUUAGCUGAGCAAAGAAAAGCAUUUACUAAUGCCGAGUUCUGUCAUGCUUGAAGAUAGUAACCAACCCAAAGAAAUGUGUCCAGGGAAGAUUAAGACAUCAGCCUUUUGAUGAGAAUAGUAGUUUGAAGAAUGAAGACUUUGGACACAGUAUCAGAUGACAUCGAGUGUUAUUAUUUAACUUCAGUGCUGCCUAGCUUCAUUUUUUGAGAAACCAUUGCUGGAUGUGAAGUGACUGUAGAAUUUGUAUGGAACUACAAGUGGGAAUAUUUUCAAAAAAAGUUGAGAGACAGUACAACCUGAAGUGGAAUCUACUAAGAUGUGAUGCAACUGAUGGUGUUUAAAAAAAAAAAAAAAAAAAAAAAAAUGCAUGAAGCAGAAAAAAGUUUAUUUGGUCAAAUUUAUAAAGCUUGUGAAAAUGUAAGUUGUUUAAAACCUAUAGCUGUUCACUUUAUUAUUCAUCAGCAAGUACUUUGCAGGAAAUAUUGGUGUUACUGAACUGGUCAACAGUGAACCUCACUUUUGUGAGAAACAGAAGCUGAAUAUUCUGAUUAGAUUUACCACACAGGCAUUCAUUGGCUUAGCAGUGCUAAAGAUUUAUUUUGAUUAUUUUGGGCUCACAUUGAUAUUUUUCUGAAUGAGAAGAACUGUCCUCAACCACUGUUUUUUUAACUGAGUGACUUUGGAAAUUAACUUUUGCCACAGACUUACGAAAUAUUUCUUAAUAAAUUUCACCGAACAACAUGAUAUACUACAGUAAACUCAUUUCAAUAAAAACUAAAAUUUCAAUCAUAAGAUUGUCAAGCUGCUUUAUAUACUUCCUGUGCUAUCAAAAGUCAAAACAGCACUCUAUUGCCACAUCCAUUUUUAGUGGUUAUAUUUUCCUAUAGCAGUUUUUUGGACCUUGAUGCAGUGCAAAGAAAAUUCUUAAAUUUUAAAAGCAUUUAACUGCAAUUGAAGAGUUUCCUUUUAAUCUUCUGUUGGAAAUGAAUCAUCUUGAAUGAAUGACACGCUAAAGGGCAAAUACCAAAAUGAUGACUCCUACAGUUGCCUUACAAGUGAUGAAUAUGCUUAAGUAAAAUCACAGGCUCAUGGGUGUGUCAGUGUUUAACCUCAAACUAUUUGUGUGAAAAGACACUUGUGAAGAUGAAAUAUGUGAAAUCUCAUUACAGAUCAGCAUUAACAGAUUAACAUUUUCAAUUGAUUCUGAUGAGGGAAUACCAGCUUUCAGCCCAAAAUGACCAAAAUGUUACCUCCAAAAAACACCUUUUCCCCAUUAGUAGACUUCUAUUACUAUCAAAAAUUGUACUUGAUGUUUUGAGUUUUCAAUUUUUAGAAUAAAAAUUUUGUGAAAAAUUUUGAGUACGUAAGUAGUGUCUUUCAUCUUAGCUUGCAAAGCCUCUAUUUGCUACCUGCCCCCGCCCCCCACCUUUAAAAAAAAAAAGACUUGUCUACCUCUAGAAGAAACUCAAGGGUCUGUAUCUCUGUAUCUGUCCUGUUUGCCAUUUCAUCUGCAUUGCCAUAGGCAGUGGCUCCUCUAGGUAGACAAUUCGAGGUGGAAUCAAAUUAUGAAUGUAUAUGUUGUGUCAUGUCUGUAAAAUAAAUGUGUUAGAAUUUACAAUUUCUUAGGAAAAACACUGAUUAUUCUGUGUGCAGGUACUUUGUAGUGAGGACCAGUUCAUACAUGCCAUUUGCUAUGUUGGUGUAAUUUGUAUCAGAGUUUCAUUCAUACCAAUGUUCCCUUUCAUUUUUCUAUUAAGACAUUAUAGAAAUGUUGAACUGUACACAUCUAAGUCCUGCAUAAUUUUCAUUUCAGGUUUUAAAAGUUAAAAAAAGCAUAGAGUGAAAAUUCCAAGAAAACCAGAUUCAUGUACAUUCUCACUAGACAAUUUCCAUUUGUUCCAGCUUGUAUUAUAGUUUUCCAUUGCAUUAGUCGGUUGCAUCUAAUGUUUAGUAUAAAAGCAAUUGAGCUUUCUCUUUAGAAGUCCAUUUCAUUGCUUUGUAGCCAUAAUCUGUAGUUGAAUAAACCAAGCUACCUUUCUCCAAAAUCACUCAUUUUCUUUUUAAAGAUAAACUGGUAAAUACUCUUCUUUCUGUUAGGCAGGAAUUUUUUGUACAUGAGACGUGUUCAUGAAUAUAAUCUGCCCUCUUGCUUUAUUGUCAUAGGAGGGGAAAUUAACUGCUUUCACACACUUCUGUUGGGGCUGUUUCUCUCAAAAGAUAAGAAUCUUUAUUCAAUACCAUACCAAGAAAUUGGAGUUCCUUUAGCUUCAGACUUAAUAUCAUCAUGGCUUCUAAACUGUUAGGAAGCGCAAGUUUGAAGAUCCAAGGGUACUUAAUAUUUUAUAUCAUAUUAGCCAUACCAUAGGUUUUAAAUGUUUUUGAUGGGGACCUGUUUCACUCAUGCCAUAUACCUGUUUUGUUUUUCUAAAAAAUUAAUACUAUAAGUUGUUAGCAGGUGUUGUAUCGCUGCAAAGCCCAUGUAUAAAGAAUAAAAACCUGUUCUUGAGUUA